This is a messenger RNA of Vanessa atalanta (red admiral), 1432 nucleotides long. RefSeq names its product S-adenosylmethionine mitochondrial carrier protein-like. The transcript is spliced from 6 exons. NCBI's taxonomy places the organism in Eukaryota, Metazoa, Arthropoda, Insecta, Lepidoptera, Nymphalidae. Bases 242 to 1150 code for a protein of 302 amino acids. Gene Ontology annotation, molecular function: S-adenosyl-L-methionine transmembrane transporter activity. The record is from RefSeq and is a predicted model, not a curated record. Gene Ontology annotation, cellular component: mitochondrial inner membrane.
UCAAGUGCAACACUAAAGUCGUGUUAUCAGUUACCUUUAAAAAUGUAUAAAAGUAAAUAAGAAACUCAUGUAAUAUUCGGUUAAUUUAACGAAAUGUUUAACUCAUUUACUUGACUAAAUUCAACUACAGACGACAUGUUGAAAUACGGUGUAAUAUUUAUUGCAUAACGAUGAAAUAGGUUAUUUUUCUAUAGAAUAUAAUAAAUUAAUUAAUUAAAAGCAUAAAAUCUAAAUCAGUGCCAUGGAAAAUAAAGGAAAACAACCACAUAGCAAGUCUUACUUCGCGCCAUUAUUUGCAGGCGCUGUAGCCGGUGUUUCAGUAGAUGUGACCCUCUACCCGUUAGACACGCUCAAAACUCGGUUGCAGAGUCAACAGGGAUUCCAUAAAGCCGGCGGUUUCUCUGGAGUUUAUAGAGGCUUACUAACAGUGGCAACAACGUCUAUACCUACAACGUCAUUAUUUUUCAUGUCAUAUGAGACCACUAAGAAAGCAAUUGAACCGAUGGUGAAGACUCAGUAUGCCCCACUUGUGCAUAUGUUGGCAGCGAGUGUCGGGGAAGUGUUAGCCUGUAUUAUCAGAGUUCCUACCGAGAUAGCAAAACAAAGGAAACAAACGUACACCGGCUCUGAGAAGCGCAGCAGCAUCCGGAUACUUGUGCAUGCAUUUCACACAGAUGGUUUCCGCAAUGGGGUAUAUCGUGGCUUCUUGUCCACCGUUGUGAGAGAUUUGCCGUUCAGUUUUAUCGAGCUGCCGCUGUGGGAGCUGUUCAAAACCCUAAUCAAAGACAGGAAUGAUGGACAGAUUACAAGUUUUCAGAUGUGCGCAGAGCGGGCUGAGCGGGUCGGCGGCGGGCGCGCUGGCGGCGGCGGCCACCACGCCGCUGGACCUCGCCAAGACGCGCAUCAUGCUGGCCGACGACUACGCCGCCACGCGCAAGGUGCGCAUCCGCCCCGUGCUGGCCGACAUCUACCUGCAGGCCGGCCUGCGCGGCCUGUUCGCCGGCGUCGCGCCGCGCAUGACGGCCUUCAUGGUGGGGGGGUUCGUCUUCUUCGGCAUCUACGACUAUUCGAAGAAUUUGUUCGAAAAGUAUUUCGACAGAUAGCCUCUGUGCUCUGCGCGCACGGAUGGACGGACUGUUUUUUAUACUAGUGCAUAUUUGCGGUUGUUAUCGUAGUCACCGAAGUUUCUUUUUUAGAAACGUAUCUUUUAGAUACAUAUUUAGGUUGUAGUGUGUUAAAUUACAAUAAAGAUUUUUUUUUUUACAAUUUUGCUAUCGAUUUAAAGUAAGGCGCAUUGAAUGUUACGGAGACGCGGUCGUUUGUUUAAAGUUGUGGUAUUAAUUUAUUAUGGUAUAAAUAAAUUAUACGUUGACUUGUUAAUUUAAUCGUUAAAGUUUAUAAACAAAUAUUUAUUAAUAAAUGUUGAAAGAAU